Dioscorea cayenensis subsp. rotundata (Guinea yam) is the source of this 1943-nucleotide messenger RNA. RefSeq lists its product as uncharacterized. Lineage: Eukaryota; Viridiplantae; Streptophyta; Magnoliopsida; Dioscoreales; Dioscoreaceae. The transcript is spliced from 9 exons. Bases 490 to 1602 code for a protein of 370 amino acids. The record is from RefSeq and is a predicted model, not a curated record.
GUUGAUUUUGUGAUUUUUUUUUUGCGUGGAUUGUGGGUUUUUUUUAGAUCUAUUUGUUCUCACUGCGGAGUUUUCAAGGUUAUUCUGGUUUUCUGAUGAGAUAGUGAUGCAUGCUGGAUUCUUGGAUGGCUUUUACUUUUUUUUUUUUAUUUGUUUGUUUGUUUUGAUUUUUUACUUUAAAGAUGUGUUUUUGUUUGGUAUUACUACUCUUGUGUGUUGAGAGUGAGAUAAUUGGUAAUUGAUUCGUUUGCAUGCAUUCUCUGUACCAUUUGAAGCUUUUGGUGUUGUGUUAGUUGUAAAUAAUUGUGGUUCAAUUAUAGGGAAUGGCAAAAGCACCUUUUUAUCUCUUUUUGCAUGUGUAGAGGACGAGGUAGCACAUGGGAAUUCUUUGUUUUUCAACCUUGCAUAACUGAGGAGUAUCUUGGCAUCAUAAACAAAAGUUGUUAGCUACGUUGAGGAUAAUAUAACUGAAAAAUACAAUGAACUGAAAUGAAGACCUCGCAGGAUCCUCAAAAUACUGUGGAAGCAUCGCCAUCGGCACAAGCUCAACAUGAAACUCAAGGUAACCAUCAAGAUAAUCCUGGGGGUGACGCUCCAGUAGCAGACUCAGGUUCAAUAUCCAUUGCAAGCAGUGAAAAUAGAAAGGUUUCUCGGGAAGACAUUGAGCUUGUUCAAAAUCUGAUUGAACGGUGUCUUCAGCUGUAUAUGAAUAAAGGGGAAGUAGUUAGGACUCUCUCAAAUCGAGCUAGAAUAGAACCUGGCUUUACAACUUUAGUAUGGCAGAAAUUGGAAGAAGAAAACUCUGAUUUUUUCAGAGCUUAUUACAUACGGCUUAAACUUAAAAAGCAAAUCAUCAUGUUCAAUCAGUUACUGGAGCACCAGUAUCAUUUGAUGAAGUACCCUGUGCAUCCUAAGGUUCCGUUGGCUCCCAUACAAAAUGGAAUUCAUCCUAUGCCUGUUAACAACUUCCCUAUGGGAUACCCAGUUAUCCAGCAGCCUCCGAUGCCAGCUACGGGUCAGCCUCAUCUUGAUUCCAUGAGUUGUGGAUUGUCCAGCUGUCAUGUAGUCAAUGGGAUUCCUGCACCAGGCGGGUUUCAUCCUAUUCGUAUGAAUUCUGGAAAUGAUAUUGUUAUGGACAACAGAACAUCCGAUGUGCCACACACUGCUCCUCAAUGCAGCACCAUGUCAUCAGUCUCAGAGAUGGCUGUCAGUCCUGCAUCAGUGGCAUCUAGUAACCAUUUUCCUUUUAAUCCUUCUGAGAUGUCAGGGAUGGGUAUUGAUGCCUCUGCAUUGGAUUCCACAUUUCCAACUGAUGUGGCCGGAACUGGAGGGUUACAGCUAGGACCCGACGGUGGGGUUGGAUCCUCAAGAGACUCGCUCAAAUCAUUAGGACAACUUUGGAAUUUCAGUUUCUCAGAUCUAACAGCAGAUUUAACAAAUUUGGAAGAUCUUGGAGCUCUCGGUGAUUAUACUGGCUCUCCAUUCCUUCCGUCCGAUUCAGACAUUCUGCUCGACUCUCAGGAACAGGAUGAUAUGGUGGAAGAAUAUUUUGCCGACACCAUCACCGGGCCUUGCUCACAAUCUGAUGAAGAAAAACCAUAAGAGGAUUUCAAGGUUGGAUUUUUUUCUUCCAUCUUCACAUUCCCCAAAUGCAGGCCUCUCUUUGCUGUCAGAAGAAUGGCCUCUUCUCCAGAAAAGACUAUUUGCUAGAACUGAUGAAAAUGAAGUUAGAAUAAAUAAGUCCUGAUCUAAGUGUGCCCUUGUGGCCUAUUUGUUACUUUUUCUUGUCGACGACGAUGUAUAACGACUUAAAAACACUGUAAAACUGAGGCUAUCAUUUGUUUGCCCUUCUGUAUUCUUGUCGAAUUUUGUAGCAAUUGCUUGGAGUGAUCAGGGCUUUUCUAAAAGAGAUGAUGCUAUGUUAAAUGCCUCAAUUUCAGUAA